Aspergillus terreus NIH2624 is the source of this 2439-nucleotide messenger RNA. RefSeq names its product fungal specific transcription factor domain-containing protein. Gene Ontology annotation, molecular function: zinc ion binding; DNA binding. Lineage: Eukaryota; Fungi; Ascomycota; Eurotiomycetes; Eurotiales; Aspergillaceae. The transcript is spliced from 7 exons. The record is from RefSeq and is a predicted model, not a curated record. Gene Ontology annotation, biological process: DNA-templated transcription. The coding region runs from base 1 to 2439 and encodes 812 amino acids.
AUGUGUGCUGAGGGGGAAGUUGCCGCGGAAGGGAAUACAAGCAAGGCGCAUAUCGAGAUACGUUUUGGCGGCUUCGUCCCACAGAACCCCGACGACGACGGCAAUGUCACACGAGGCCGCCUCGAAUCCAUCACCACCAACUCGCACUCCCAAAUCGAACACAUCCGCUCUCUCUUUCCAGACCUCGACCUUCGCGAUGCGCCGGCGCUGCCGCGCGGACAUGUAAACCACACGCUGUACAAGUUCAUCGAGUUCAAGGGCGCGUCGACGCUGCCGCGCGAUGAUGUCGCCUUCCUCAGUUCCAAGGGCUCACUGGCGGUGCCGGAGAAGAGGCUGCUCACCGAGUUCAUUCGGCAAUACUUCCUACAGAUACAUCCAUCGAUGCCGGUGCUGAACGAGGCGGAGGUCUGGGAUAUCUACGAGCAACGGGACGGGGAGACUGACGCAGGGCGCAUCUCGCUGUUUGUCUUCCAGGCCGUGCUAUUCGCCAGCUGUCCGUAUGUAUCCCAAGAGACGCUACAGAAAUGUGGAUUUGAAGAUAAGCGGAACGCGCGAAACACGCUGUACAAGCGGACCAAGUACCUGUUUGAUCUGCAAGGCGAAGACCGUCCGUUUUUCCUGGCGCAAGGCGCGGCCCUCCUCUCGCUUCAUACGACUGCAGAAGAGCCCCAGGCGGGCAGCCUCUGGCUGACGCGAGCAAUUCAGAACGCCAUGAUUGUCGGCUGUCAGCCAGGGCCCUGCGAAGACGUCGAGCCCUCGCGGAAGAAGAGGCUCUGGUGGUCCAUCAUCCUGCGCGACCGUAGUCUCUGUCUGGGUCUGCGACGCCGUCCGCAAGUGACCUCCACCCAUUUCGGCAUGGCCGCGGAUCUCCUGGAGGAGGCCGAAAUGGAAGACGAGAUUCAGUUCUCACGGGUGUACGACCCGGAGACGAAGCGCAUGCUACUGAAAGUCUUCCAGGAGCAGUGUCGGUUGGCGGUGAUGUUGACCGAGAUGAUCUCCUUUGUGUUUGCGUCUCACGGCUUGUCUGCGCCGACACUCUCCUUGGAGCAAUUUCACAAGUCCCUAGCCACAGUGAGUCGGAUUCGAGCGUCGCUCAAGCAAUGGGAGACGUGUUCACCGUUGGGAACGCUACUGGAGGGCAGCGUUCCUGAGGCCGUGACGCUGUUCACGAACUUUACCUAUAUGUAUUACCACACGGCGCGGAUCGACCUGGCUCACUAUGAAGCCCUGCUGGUCGAGAACCAUCUAAUGUUCGCGGGCGAAAACUACAUCAAGCAGGUGUGGGAGAUAGGCAACACCCUUCGCGAUGCGAUGGACCGUUUGACAGACAUCAUGGAAUACUUCAGCCGCGAAGGCCGGGCUCAGAACCUCCCCCUAAGCAUACUUGCCUACGUCGGCAUGCCCCUCGUCCUCACAGCAAUCGACCUCAAGCUGUCGCCAUCAAGCUCCGAGAUGGACGUCCGUCGCCGACGUCUCGACGCACUGGGCGAGAUCGUCCGCCAUUCGGGACGAGUAUACGACGUCACGGACUUCGUGAGCGCAGGCACAAAUCAGAUCCUGCAGCUGGCAUACAUGACAGCCCAGCACCUCUUCAUGCGCUGGGACCAGGACCCCGCGUCUCCGGCACCGGCACGCUCUGGCUCCGCCUCCAGCCAGGCUGGAUACAAACCCAGCACUGGCGAAGUAGUCCCCGCGCAGACGGGCACCGUGGCCGGCCGCGCGAACUGCUGGCUUGACGCGUUCCUACGCUACCCGCGCGCGUAUCUUCUCAUCUCCACCUCGGUGGACUAUAGCCUGGCCGUGGGCCGGUUGCCGUACGACAGCGCGUUGCCGGAGCUGGUCCGGUGUAUUCCGCCGAUUGGCAUGGGCAUCCGGCUGCCGUGGACGAUUGAUGCCGUCGAGGCGCCGAAACGGCGGCCCCGGCUGGGGUCGCGGGUUCGACGGAACACGGAGAAUGAAGCAGACGGGCGCUCGCCCGCCGUGAAGACGCUUACCCCGUCCAGCUCGACGGGCGUUGAGCAGGGUUUCCUGGACGCUCGGCCGGUGCAGCAUGAUGUGCCGGUGCCAGGCGACGCGAGCAACACGGGGAUGACUGAUUUCGACAACUCCUAUGGGAAUACUGCCCGCGGCAACGCCCAGGCACAUCCUCCUCCGAAUGAUCAGGUUAACCUCGACUACCUAUACCUGGACGCUAUCCCCGUGGACUCUCCCGCGCCCCCAGGGGCAGGUGAGUACGGCGAGUAUGCGUCCCCUGGCAACGAGGCGUUGUCGUAUGGACCGGUGCAUGAAACUGAGGCGGAGAAAUGGCAAUUGAGGGAGACGACAGCGUCGUUCGAUCCGUUGAUCAAUUCGUGGGUGCAGGAAUUCUUUGGCGAAGGACAUGGCAGUCCGGGGCAUACGGGCAUGGAUAUGGACGGGGCGGUUAUUUUGGACAGCUAA